Molecule: messenger RNA, 3466 nt
Organism: Brassica oleracea var. oleracea
Lineage: Eukaryota; Viridiplantae; Streptophyta; Magnoliopsida; Brassicales; Brassicaceae
Product: protein transport protein Sec24-like At3g07100
Exons: 13
Coding region: 440-3466 (1008 amino acids)
Biological process (GO): endoplasmic reticulum to Golgi vesicle-mediated transport; COPII-coated vesicle cargo loading; intracellular protein transport
Cellular component (GO): COPII vesicle coat; endoplasmic reticulum exit site
Molecular function (GO): zinc ion binding; SNARE binding
Source: RefSeq, a predicted model, not a curated record
UUCUCGGCCCAUAUAUCACAUCGUCUCCUUCACCGCGCAUGAUUCAUUCUCCAACUACGUGUCAAAUCUUCUCAGGGUCACGAUCUGAAGCCGAUCGUUGCUGUAGAAUCAGCUUCCUGCUUGCGCGAGCUUUCUCUUCACUCGAGAUCUUCCCGAGCUUUAGAAGAAGUGAACGGAAUAGCGAGUUUCUCUUGUACGUUUCUCGAUCUAAAUCGUAGUAGAAGAUCGUCUUUGAGAAAAUGCGAAAGGCUAUUGCAGAAGUUGCCAGUUUUGAAAUUUGAAGUUUAACUAGCGAUUGUCAGAGGCGGAUCUGUAUAGCUUGUUACUGUGAACGGAAACUAGAUGAGUAUAUAGGUAGAAUCUAGGAUUGUAAUUGAUCUGGUCGCUUGCUUCGAGUUUGCCUAUAACAGAUUCAGGUGUUAAGUUGUUGUAAGCAAUAAUGAAUACGGAGAAUCAAGGUUAUCCGAAUUUUCCAGCUAGGCCUCCUCCGUUCUCCUCCUCUCCAUUCGCAUCUGCUCCGCCGCCUCAAUCCGGUGGACCAGAGAGUGUUGGAUUUAGGCCACCUACUAGACCUUUCACACCUUCUGGUCCUCCUAUGGCUCCACCAGUGGGUGUGAUGAGGCCUUUCCAGCCUCCUUUGGUUUCUCAGAUUCCAGGUCAAGGGAUUAGACCUCCACCUCCACCGCCUUCGUUUCCUUCUACAGCUUAUGGUCCUCCUGGUGGCGGCUCUUUUCAGCGGUUUCCAACUCCUCCUCCUCCUAGUGGUCCACCACCAACUCAAACGCUUGCAGGUCACUUCUCGCCUCCAAUGCAACCAAUGGGGCCUCCAAUGCAACCAAUGGGGCCUCCAAUGCAACCAAUGGGGCCUCCGCCACAAAGUAUGACUUCUGGGGUACCUGGAGGAUAUGCUUCUCCCCCUGGGGCUGGUUUUCAACAGUCAAUGCCUCCAGUUAAUCCGUCGUAUCCUGGUGUUGGUGGUCCACAGCCUUCUUUUCCUGGUUAUCCCAGCAAUCAGGUUACCCCAGUGCCAUUCCAGUCUGCAUCUCAAGGUCCUCCGUCAUCAUAUCCUCCUCAGACGGGAGGGUUUUCUCAGCAUCCAGGACAGCAGAACCUGCAUCCAAGCUAUGCACCUCCGACCAGCAACGUACAAGGCUUAACUGAAGAUUUCAAUUCCCUGUCCCUUACAAAUAUUCCGGGAUCGCUUGAGCCAGGACUUGAUCAAGCCUCGUUUCCAAGGCCAUUGGAUGGUGACGUGGACCCAAAUACGUUUGCUGAAAUGUACCCUAUGAAUUGCCAUUCUAGAUAUCUACGUCUGACAACUAGUGCUAUACCAAGUUCCCAGUCUCUGGCGUCGAGGUGGCAUUUACCUCUAGGAGCUGUGGUUUGUCCUCUUGCUGAGGCUCCUGAAGGGGAGGAAGUACCACUUAUUGAUUUUGGAUCAAGUGGCAUCAUCCGCUGCAGAAGAUGCCGUACCUAUGUGAAUCCUUAUGUGAGCUUUACAGAUUCUGGAAGAAAGUGGCGGUGUAAUAUUUGUUCUAUGCUUAAUGAUGUACCUGGUGAAUACUUCUCACAUUUGGAUGCUACUGGCCGAAGAAUGGACAUGGAUCAACGGCCUGAGCUGACAAAGGGCAGUGUUGAAAUCAUUGCUCCAACAGAAUACAUGGUUCGGCCUCCGAUGCCACCCAUCUACUUCUUCCUCAUUGAUGUUUCAUUUUCGGCUGCUAAAAGUGGGAUGCUUGAGGUUGCUGCUCAAACGAUUAAGUCUUGUUUGGAUAACCUGCCUGGUUAUCCCAGAACUCAAAUUGGAUUUAUUACUUAUGACAGCACGUUACAUUUUUACAACAUGAAGUCGUCUUUGAGCCAGCCGCAAAUGAUGGUGGUUUCAGAUUUAGAUGAUAUAUUUGUACCGUUGCCGGAUGAUCUCCUGGUCAAUCUAUCUGAAUCAAGAAAUGUGGUGGAAGCCUUUUUAGACAGCCUGCCUCUGAUGUUUCAAAAUAAUGUCAAUGUGGAAUCGGCUUUUGGUCCAGCUCUCAAAGCGGCGUACAUGGUCAUGAACCAACUUGGUGGCAAGUUGUUAAUUUUCCAGAACUCGUUACCUUCUCUGGGUGUUGCGCGAUUAAAGUUGCGCGGAGAUGAUCCUCGUGUCUAUGGAACUGACAAAGAAUAUACUUUAAGGGUAGCGGAAGACAACUUCUAUAAGCAAAUGGCUGCCGAUUGUACCAAGUUCCAGAUAGGAAUUAAUGUUUAUGCAUUCAGUGAUAAGUACACUGAUAUUGCCUCCUUAGGGACUCUGGCUAAAUACACUGGAGGACAGGUGUACUAUUAUCCAGGCUUCCAAUCAUCUAUUCAUGGAGAUACGUUAAGACACGAACUGGCUAGAGACCUUACAAGGGAAACUGCUUGGGAAUCCGUUAUGCGAAUAAGAUGUGGAAAAGGAAUUCGUUUCUCUUCCUACCAUGGGAACUUCAUGCUAAGGUCUACUGACCUGCUUGCUCUUCCUGCUGUUGACUGUGACAAAGCAUAUGCAAUGCAGCUAACUCUGGAAGAGACAUUGCUAACAACCCCGACGGUGUAUUUCCAAGUCGCUCUACUAUAUACUGCUUCUUGCGGAGAGAGGCGUAUAAGGGUACACACAGCUGUUGCACCAGUGGUUACAGAUCUUGGAGAGAUGUAUAGACAAGCAGACACCGGUUCCAUUGUCUCUGUAUAUACUAGAUUAGCAAUUGAGAAAACUUUGUCCGGAAAAUUGGAUGAUGCAAGAAAUGUUAUACAACAAAAGAUUGUUAAAGCUCUCAGAGAGUAUCGGAAUCUUCACUCGGUGCAGCAUCGGUUGGGGUCUAGAUUAAUAUACCCAGAGUCUCUGAAGUUCUUGCCAUUGUACGGACUGGCAAUAUGUAAGUCCACUCCUCUUCAAGGUGGACCUGCCGAUACUUCACUUGACGAGCGCUGUGCGGCAGGCCUCACCAUGAUGGCUCUGCCUGUCAAAAAGCUAUUGAAGCUGUUAUAUCCCAAUUUAUUCCGUGUUGACGAGUGGCUCUUAAAGCCAUCAGCAGACCUUGAUGACCUCAAGGACGUACUAAGGAGAUUGCCUCUGGCUGCUCAGAGUUUGGAUUCUAGAGGACUUUACAUUUAUGAUGAUGGUUUUCGGUUGGUUUUGUGGUUUGGCCGGAUGCUUUCACCUGACAUUGCUAAAAAUCUUCUUGGAGCUGACUUUGCAGCAGAGCUCUCAAGGGUUACACUGCAAGAGCAAGAGAAUGGGAUGUCGAAGAAGCUAAUGAGACUGAUAAAGAAAGUGAGGGAGAGUGAUCCAUCAUAUCAUCCCAUGUGUUUCCUAGUGAGGCAAGGAGAACAACCCCGAGAAGGCUUCCUUCUCCUCCGACAUCUCAUUGAGGACCAGAUGGGCGGUUCGACUAGUUAUGUUGAUUGGAUUCUUCAAAUUCACCGCCAAGUCCAACAAAAUGCGUGA